Molecule: messenger RNA, 1455 nt
Organism: Nakaseomyces glabratus
Lineage: Eukaryota; Fungi; Ascomycota; Saccharomycetes; Saccharomycetales; Saccharomycetaceae
Gene: NFS1
Product: cysteine desulfurase
Biological process (GO): [2Fe-2S] cluster assembly
Cellular component (GO): mitochondrion; cytosol; nucleus
Molecular function (GO): pyridoxal phosphate binding; cysteine desulfurase activity
Source: RefSeq, a predicted model, not a curated record
AUGAUGUCUGCUGCGGGCAGACAUGUCAGAAGGUAUACCCCGGGUGCUACUUUGGGUGCCGCAGCAGCAGCUGCGAAGGCUAUCAAGAUGACUGACAACGUUUCUCUUGAGACACACACAGAUAUUCAAGCUGCUGCAAAGGAGCAGGCUGAUGUUAGGGCUUCUGCUCAAGGUCAGUCUGGAGAUGAGGUGUUGAAGAGCGGGGAGACAGUCUUACACCAUGCUUACAAAGAGGACAGUGGGUACGGUACAAGGCCUAUAUAUAUGGACAUGCAGGCCACGACGCCUACGGAUCCUCGUGUCCUGGACGUGAUGCUUAAGUUCUACACAGGUCUUUAUGGUAACCCUCAUUCUAACACGCAUGCCUAUGGUUGGGAGACCAACAAAGAGGUUGAGACCGCCAGGGACCAUGUAGCCAAGGUGAUCCGCGCUGAUCCAAAGGAAAUAAUAUUCACCUCAGGUGCCACUGAAUCCAAUAACUUGGCCAUCAAAGGUGUAGGAAGGUUUUAUAAGAAGACCAAGAAGCAUAUUAUCACAACAAGGACGGAACACAAGUGCGCAUUGGAAGCAGCAAGAGGUAUGAUUAACGAAGGGUUUGAUGUGACAUUUUUGAGUGUCGACAACCAAGGUCUCAUCGAUAUGAAAGAACUUGAAGAGGCCAUCAGGCCAGAUACUUGUCUAGUUUCAGUUAUGGCUGUCAAUAAUGAAAUUGGUGUCAUGCAACCAUUAAAAGAGAUAGGUGCCUUGUGUAGAAAGAACAAAAUAUAUUUUCACACAGAUGCAGCUCAAGCUUACGGUAAAGUCCCAAUAGACGUUAAUGAAAUGAACAUUGACUUGCUGUCCGUGUCUUCGCACAAGAUUUAUGGUCCAAAGGGUAUUGGUGCGCUGUAUGUUAGAAGAAGACCAAGAGUAAGACUUGAGCCACUACUGUCUGGUGGUGGUCAAGAAAGAGGUUUGAGAUCGGGAACCUUAGCUCCUCCCCUAGUUGCCGGUUUCGGUGAAGCCGCCAGACUAAUGCACGAAGAAUACAAUGCCGACAUAGCGCACAUUGACAAACUGUCAUCAAAACUUGUAAACGGUCUGUUGAGUCUGGAACAUACCUCACUAAAUGGUUCAGCUGAAAAGCGUUAUCCAGGUUGUGUAAAUGUCUCAUUUGCUUACGUUGAAGGUGAGUCUUUACUAAUGGCCUUGAGGGAUAUUGCACUUUCAUCUGGUUCUGCAUGCACAUCUGCAUCUUUAGAACCAUCAUAUGUCCUACAUGCUUUGGGUAAAGAUGACGCUUUAGCUCACUCUUCUAUCCGUUUCGGUAUUGGUAGAUUCACCACCGAAGAGGAAGUGGAUUACGUUUUAAAAGCCAUCACUGAGAGAGUGAAGUUCUUGAGAGAACUAUCUCCUCUAUGGGAAAUGGUACAAGAAGGUAUCGAUUUGAAUUCCAUCCAAUGGUCUGGCCAUUAG